Messenger RNA from Phycomyces blakesleeanus NRRL 1555(-), 2210 nucleotides. RefSeq lists its product as hypothetical. Gene Ontology annotation, cellular component: mitochondrion. The transcript is spliced from 7 exons. Lineage: Eukaryota; Fungi; Mucoromycota; Mucoromycetes; Mucorales; Phycomycetaceae. The record is from RefSeq and is a predicted model, not a curated record. Bases 1 to 2178 code for a protein of 725 amino acids. Gene Ontology annotation, molecular function: propionyl-CoA carboxylase activity; metal ion binding; ATP binding.
AUGUACCAGUUACUUUCUCGCAAUGGUCUGGCAUCGGUCUGUCCAGCCCGAUUAAACACCAUAACAUUUCUACGCUCACCAGCCACCUACCGUUUCAACCACACCCAUAGCCACACCGACCUUACCAGUCACAUACAUGCACACCAGCCCUACAAAAAGACAUUUGAUACCUUGUUGGUAGCAAACAGAGGAGAGAUUGCAUGUCGAAUUAUCAAGACAGCACGCAAUAUGGGAAUCAAGACCGUAGCAGUCUACUCGGACCUGGAUGCCAACGCACGCCAUGUACAGUUGGCAGACGAAGCAUUCCAUCUCGGUCCGGCUGCAUCGUCAGAAUCGUAUCUCUCGAUUCCUCGGAUGCUAGAAGCAAUAAAGAAUACAGGGGCACAGGCAGUUCACCCAGGGUAUGGUUUCUUGAGCGAAAACCCGGGGUUUGUACUGGCCCUAGAACAACAGGGUGUUACAUUCGUCGGCCCAACCGCAAUGGCAAUUGGAGCAAUGGGAGACAAAAUCCAAAGCAAGCUUCUGGCAAAGGCAAGUGGUGUAAAUUGUAUCCCUGGUUAUGAUGGAGAAGUGUUUUCGGUUCAAGAAGCAACAUCUGUUGCCCAUACCAUUGGUUACCCCGUCAUGGUUAAAGCGAGUGCAGGGGGAGGCGGCAAAGGAAUGAGAAUUGCUUGGAAUGAUAUAGAGCUAGCGGAUGGUUUCAAGCUAGCCAAACAGGAAGCACAGUCCUCGUUUGGCGAUGCUAGACUGUUGAUUGAAAAGUACAUUGAUCAACCUCGCCAUAUUGAAGUCCAGGUCCUCGGAGAUAAUUUUGGGAAUGUCAUCUAUCUUCCCGAGAGAGAGUGCUCAAUACAACGUAGGAACCAAAAGGUGAUUGAAGAAUCGCCAAGUGCAUUUGUGGAUGAAGUUACACGGCACAAGAUGGGAGCACAAGCCGUCGCUUUGGCUAAACAUGUCAACUACAAUUCUGCUGGUACGGUAGAGUUCUUGUUGGAUUCACAAAAGAAUUUUUACUUCUUGGAAAUGAACACUCGCCUGCAGGUCGAGCACCCUAUUACAGAAUAUGUAACCGGACUUGACCUGGUAGAACAAAUGCUGUACUCUGCUGCUGGCCAUCCUCUGGCCAUCAGUCAAAAGGAUGUUCAGAUGCAAGGUUGGGCUGUCGAGUCUCGUGUGUAUGCAGAGGACCCAAUAAACUAUCUCCCAUCCGUGGGUCGUUUAUUGACCUAUCAGGAACCAACAAUCACACCACAUGUGCGAUGUGACUCUGGGUUUAUAGAAGGAUCAGAAGUGCAUGUAGAGUAUGAUCCUCUUUUAUGCAAGCUGGCCACACACGCCCCUACUCGUCAAGGUGCGAUUGAAACAAUGAUCGAUGCCCUGGAUAAUUAUGUGAUCCGUGGCGUCACUCACAACAUUCCGCUCCUACGAGGAGUCAUGGCUCACCCUCGCUUCCAAGACGGACAAUCGAUCACCACCCAGUUCUUGGCAGAUGAAUAUCCUGGUGGAUAUAGCCGCCCACCGAUGACAGAGCAGGAUCAACAUGGUCUCUUUGCCCUCAGUGCUGCUGUUUGGGCCAAAAAGGAAUAUAGCCGGUGGGGCAAAAAGGGAGGACCGUCUUCAUGGGAUGUUUGGGUGCAGGUCACUCAAGACCAAACUAAUACAACUACUGAAGCAAGACUAGAGAUCAAGCGAGGACCCGAUAAUGCUUUUGAGAUUACAUCGCCACUUCAUGACACUUGGACUCUGUCAACACGCUGGCCGCUCGAUGGACUCCUGGCCCACGCUACCGUGCAAGAGACAGGUCACAAAAUGGUGUUACAGUAUCUUGAUCGACUAGACAGUGGAUUCCGGAUACAGUACCAAGGCAGUAAAUAUAAUGUCAAUGUGUUGACAGAACGCCAACGACAGUUGUCAAAACUUAUGAAGAAGAAGGAAAGGGAGCCUACUUCUAAGGUUGUUAAUAGUCCUAUGCCUGGAAAAAUCAUUAGUCUCGCAGUAAAAGAAGGAGAUGAGGUGAUUGAAGGUACAGAGUUGGCUGUAGUGGAAGCCAUGAAAAUGCAGAAUAUUCUGCGUACUCCUCGGACGGGUACGAUCAAGAAGAUACAUGUCCACCCAGGAACCUCUGUAAAAACAGGGCAACUCUUGAUUGAAUUCCAAGAUGCCGUAAUUGAUUGUUGAUUUCAAUAAAUAUACACAAAAUACGCGCACGU